CAAGGAAAGGGCGGGAAAGGUCUGCGGAAGCAGACAAAGAGGCGCUAACUCCCAUCCACACGUGAGAGAAGAGCCACGGAGGGCCAAGUUCGCUGGACCUGUUUGCUUUGGUAGCUAAGGACAAAGAAGAGCAUGAGCAAACCUCAAGGUCCUGCAGUAGAGGAGGUGAGAGCCUGAUCAUCACAGUGAAGAACUAUAUACAACAAACUUCAACCUCAAGCUGGUUCUGGUGGUAUGGGCCUGUAAUUCCAACAUUUGGGAGGUGGAGGCAGGAGGAUCUUGAGUUCCAGACCAACCUGCAUAAAGAGAUCCCAAUUCAAAACAACCUACCAAAUCAGAACACCAAACAGUAGCCGAAACUUCCCUUGAACUCCCGACCCUCCCGUCUCCAUCUCUCACGUGCUAGGAUCACUGACUUGCUACCACACCUGACACACCUGACUAAGGAUUUUCUCUAUUAGAGUUCUCCUCUUCUACACCACCUCAGCAGUGAAGCACGCUGGCCCUUUAACAGGUUUCCCUUCCAGAGGCUUCUCUAUCAGUGGGGGACACAACUGGCAAGGAAGCCCAACAGGCUGCCAAGAUGAGAUGCCUUGCAGGCCUGCACUUACACCAGAGGCCAAGCAAACUCUCUGUUCCCUUGGCUCCUAAGGAAGGCUCUGCCUUCCACCUGGAGGAAGUGGAAGAGGAGAAUGAAGAGGAAGAUGUGUGUUCAAAUCAGGCCCCAGAUGUGGAGGAGGAAGGGGCUGAUCUUGGGGAUCCAGCCAUACUGAGUGCCAUCCAAAAUAUCCAAGUACCACGGCAGAGAGGGCUGCACGGUUCUCCUGGAGCCAAGGCCCCUGGUGCCCCGGAGAUGUCACCAGCCUCCUUGCGUUUUCUGUGGCAGCCUGCGUUUCCAAGAGCCAGCUCUCCAGCCUGCCACUUUGGACCUCGACCGCCUUCGCCCGAUCCUUUUCUGUUGUACAACCCACUGACUCCGUGGCCCCCUAAACUCAGCCUUCCCAGUCAUCUGACCCAGCUCCACCCUCAGCACCAACAGAUCCUACUGCGGCAGCAGAGCCAAACCGUGAGUCUCCUAGCCAAGAAGCCUUGGUCUCUGAAGCCAGACGCCUAUGCUAACCUCAUGACCCGAAAAGAGAAGGACUGGGUGAUAAAAGUACAGAUGGUACAGCUGCAGAGUGAGAACCCCCGCCUGGAUGAUUAUUACUACCAGGAGUACUAUCAGAAGCUAGAGAAGAGACAGGCAGACAGAGACCUGCUUGGACAGAGGAAGAGGGCUGAGUCUCUCAAGCUGGUCACACCUUACAUCCAGAAGGCAGAAGUGUAUGAGUCAGUGGUACGAAUUGAGGGUUCCCUGGGCCAGGUAGCGGUAUCAACAUGUUUUAGCCCUCGCCGAGCUAUUGAUGCUGUUUCUCAUGGAACUCAAGAGCAGGAUACAGGAGCUGCAAGCAGUCAGAGGCUCCGAGUAUUAUCCCUGAUUGAGAAGAUGUUCCUCCAGUUACUAGAGAUAGAGGAGGGCCAGAAUGAUGGGUUUCCACAACUCUGCCACUCGGGGGAACAGAGCAACCAGGUUGAGAAGCUCUUUCAGGCCUUAAAGACCCAGGAGCAGAACAACCUGGAGGAGACAGCAGAUAGCCUCCUGCAGGUGCUGUCGGUGAGGAAAGGGAAGAUUUUGGUGGCUCGGCUGCUCCCCUUCUUGCCCCGUGAUCAAGCUGUCAGCCUUCUCCUGUAUAUCACCUACCACCUGCCCCUCCUGAUCCUGAAGGACAUGCCUGACCAGGCUCUACACAUACUGUUCAAACCUCUGGGAAAAUACAUCAGUCAUUUGACCUUCCGUCAACUCCUCCAUGGACUGCAAGGUCUAAUGUUGCUACCGCCUGGCUCCUCAGAGCGGCCGAUCUCUGUGGUACUUCAGAAUCAGUUCGGGAUAUCUCUGCUUUAUGCCCUGCUGAGUCAUGGAGAGCAGCUGGUAUCCCUGGAUUCUUCCCUUCAAUCCAGCAGUGACUGCGCAGCUUGGACAGACUUGGUGAUUCUGGUUGCCUGGGAGAUAUCUCAGUUGCCCACAGCAUCCCUGGCAGAACCCCUAGCCUUCCCCAGGAACCUGCUUCCCCUCUUCUGCCAUCACAUGGACAAACAAUUAGUUCAGCAGCUGGAAGCCAGAAUGGAGCUUCCCUGUAUCUACUGACUUAUUAGUUCUGGAACUUACAUGUGAGAAGUUGAAAUAUCAGAACGGAAACUAUAUCACCUGCCCACAGUGAUACAUUUGAAGUCAUUUCCUAUACUUUGUUAUAUUGGAGGACCCUGCCACAAACACUGUCAUGUCCCUCGUUAAAAGCUAAGUGACUUGCCUAAAAUUAAGGCAUGACUUUAGGUAAAAUUAAAGAAAUAUCAAAUGAUAUGUUGAAAUUUGUUUGUAAGUUUAGAAUUACAAUGAAGGCCGUUUUUGUGAAUGUGUCAAGAAUAUCCUUAUUAGGGACAAGGCCUUGUUGUAUGUAAUAAAAGUAUAAUCUGGGACAUUGCUUCAGUGUUACCAAACUUUAUAUAAACCAAACAGUUGAGCUAAGGCUGAGAGAUUUAGAUAUAAACAUCUUCCUUGGCAUAGGAAAUGAGCUGCAUUUUGUCAAAUGAAGCCCUACAUUCAUCAAGGAAUACUGGAGUUCCUUUUGUAAGCCAAGAUGCAUUUCAGGUAGGAGGAUAACAAUGGUGUACAAGUCUCUGCUACUUUUAGGCUUACAUAAAGGUUGGGCAGGAACUGACAGAAAAUAUCAAUUAGUCAUAAACACCGAGGAGAAACACCGGGUGAUUUGAGAGUGACUGGAGUGGAGAGAGGCUUUAGACUAGAUGAGCCAGGAUGGUGCGCUGACAGAGAUUGCAGUUGAAUCAAAAUGUUCAGAUUGUGAAUGUGUCUGUGUUUACCAAGGCUGACUGGACAUGAGGCAUACCCCUGUAUUCCUAAGUACC
Peromyscus maniculatus bairdii (prairie deer mouse) is the source of this 2961-nucleotide messenger RNA. It is a transcript of the gene Patl2, whose product is annotated as PAT1 homolog 2. Gene Ontology annotation, cellular component: P-body. Gene Ontology annotation, molecular function: RNA binding. Gene Ontology annotation, biological process: P-body assembly; deadenylation-dependent decapping of nuclear-transcribed mRNA. The record is from RefSeq and is a predicted model, not a curated record. NCBI's taxonomy places the organism in Eukaryota, Metazoa, Chordata, Mammalia, Rodentia, Cricetidae.